Nanorana parkeri is the source of this 645-nucleotide messenger RNA. RefSeq names its product putative protein TPRXL. The coding region runs from base 1 to 645 and encodes 214 amino acids. The transcript has a single exon. NCBI's taxonomy places the organism in Eukaryota, Metazoa, Chordata, Amphibia, Anura, Dicroglossidae. The record is from RefSeq and is a predicted model, not a curated record.
AUGUCACAGGUCUCCCUCACCUCAUCACAACAUAAGAGUGACACAACCCACUCAGAACCCAUCCAGAACUCACCCACAGCCCACUCAGCGCUCAUCCACAAUCCAUCCAGAGCCCAUUCACAAGCCACUCACAGCCCACCCAGAACCCAUCCACAGCACACUCGGCGCCCAGGCACAACCCACCCAGAGUUCACCCGCAACCCACUCAGCGCUCAUCCACAAUCUACCCAGAGUCUAUCCACAACCCACUCAGAACCUACUCAGAGCUCAUCCACAACCCACUCAGAUCCUACUCAGAGCUCAUCCACAACCCACUCAGAGCUCAUCCACAACCCAUUUAGAUCCUACUCAAAGCUCAUCCACAACCCACUCAGAACCUACUCGGAGCUCAUCCACAACCCACUCAGAACCUACUCGGAGUUAAUCCACAACCCACUCAGAACCUACUCGGAGCUCAUCCACAACCCACUCAGAAGUCAUCCACAACCCACUCAGAAGUCAUCCACAACCCACUCAGAAGUCAUCCACAACCCACUCAGAACUCAUCCACAACCCACUCAGAACUCAUCCACAACCCACUCAGAACCUACUCGGAGCUCAUCCAGAACCUACUCAGAUCUCAUCCACAACCCACUCAGAACCUAA